AUGCUUUUCCUCCCAGCUGCUGCUCUGUGCUGUCUGUGUUCAGCCCUGGUUGCCAUGGCAGCAGAGCCGACCCAGGACCAGUUAACAUUGACCAGGAGAGUUGGUCAAACAGUCUCCUUCACAUGUGAAGCAACUCACCAGUGUGAUCAUAAUUAUAUACUCUGGUACCAGAAGAAAGAAACAUUCAGCAUAAUUACUCUUAUUCAUGAGGAUAGUGGUGAAUUAUUUCCAGGUUCCAAUCAUCCUCAGAAAGAUGAUUUCUCAUCUGUGUAUAAACAGAACAGUUGGGAGUUAGAGAUAAAGAAAGUUAAAGUCGAUCAUUCAGCCUCCUACUACUGCUCCUGUCUGAACAGCGGCGGGGGCUACCUCAUCUUUGGCUCUGGAACUAAACUGUAUGUAACAGAUGAGCAGGUAGUGAAGCCCGUGGUGAGCGUGUACCCAGCAGCAUCCAGAGCCCACCUGGAGGGGAAGAGCUCUCUGCUGUGUCUGGCCUCACACAUGUUUCCUCCUGAGGUCAAGUUCUCCUGGAAAAGACAGAAGGAGGGCGGCUCUCUGGAGGAGCUGACCCCUGCUGAGGGAGAGCAGCUGGAGCUCAGAGAGUCGGGACGCAGAGCCUCCAUCAGGCUGGUGGAUAGAGAUGAUCUCUACACAUAUGAAUACACCUGCUCCGUCGAGCACGAGGGAGGCACAGUGGAGGCCAAAGCACUACAAGAGGUUCCUCAUGUCUCUCAGUACAAAGUGAAGCUGCUCUGUCUGCAGUACACAGUGCUGAUAGUGAAGAGUCUGGUGUACUGCUGUGGACUCUCUCUGCUGAUGAUCCUCAGAAACAAGGGACCGUCCACCAGCUCCACACAUGCUGACUGACUGUUUUCUGCUACUCUUUUCUCUCCA
This is a messenger RNA of Mugil cephalus (flathead mullet), 891 nucleotides long. Its product is annotated as immunoglobulin lambda-1 light chain-like. The transcript is spliced from 5 exons. NCBI's taxonomy places the organism in Eukaryota, Metazoa, Chordata, Actinopteri, Mugiliformes, Mugilidae. The coding region runs from base 1 to 864 and encodes 287 amino acids. The record is from RefSeq and is a predicted model, not a curated record.